CCUGAGAGCUCGCCUGGUCAGUAGGGAAAUGCCGUCUACACGGUGCUCGGUAAACUUUUAGAGAGUGAAGGAAGAAGUUUGUGGACACGCUUUGACAGUCAUUUCAUCAUGAGUUUACUUCUAUAAUGGGCGGAGUAGAGAACCCAUCUGAGACAGCUAUAUUACACAUGGUAACCACGCCAUCGUCCCCAUCUAUGCCUGCUGGCAUGGCCCUGUUCAAGCAGCAGACAGUGGAAGAUUUCUACGACAUCGGAGAAGAAUUAGGAAGCGGUCAGUUUGCCAUCGUGAAGCGUUGCUGGGAGAAGAGCACCGGUCUGGAGUUUGCUGCUAAGUUCAUCAAGAAACGUCAGAGCAGAUCCAGCCGGCGGGGGGUCAGGAGAGAGGAGAUAGAGAGAGAGGUCAACAUCCUACAGCAGACACAACACCCCAACAUAGUCACCUUCCACGACGUCUACGAGAACCGUACUGACGUGGUGCUCAUCCUGGAGCUGGUGUCAGGGGGAGAGCUGUUUGACUUCCUGGCCCAGAAGGAGUCUCUGAGUGAAGAGGAGGCGACUCAGUUUAUCAAACAGAUUCUGGAGGGGGUCCACUACCUCCACUCUAGGAAGAUAGCACACUUUGACCUCAAGCCUGAAAACAUCAUGCUGUUGGAGAAGAACGUGCCCUUGCCGAGGAUCAAACUAAUCGACUUCGGACUCGCUCACAAAAUCGAGGCGGGGGCAGAGUUUAAAAACAUUUUUGGGACUCCUGAAUUUGUGGCCCCAGAGAUAGUGAACUACGAACCACUGGGACUGGAGGCAGAUAUGUGGAGUAUAGGAGUCAUCACCUACAUCCUGCUGAGUGGAGCGUCUCCCUUCCUGGGAGAGACUAAACAAGACACGCUGGCCAACAUCUCAGCCAUGAACUACGAGUUUGACGAGGAGUUCUUCUGUAGAACCAGUGAACUGGCCAAAAGCUUCAUACGGCAGCUACUGGAGAGGGACAAGAUGAAGAGAUUAACUAUUCAAGACGCCCUCAACCAUCCCUGGAUCAAGUCUAAUGAGUACAAGGAGGAGACCCCCAGCACCAAGACGCCGGACCAAACCAAGACCCCCAAGAAGCGCGAGCGCCGCCAGCUGAAGACCAAACGUCUCAAGGAGUACACCAUGAAGUCUCACUCCUCCAUGCCCCCCAACAACACCUAUGUGAACUUCGAACGCUUCGCCCAGGUCGUGGAGGACAUCGGCCAGAUGGAGGGCUCCUUCUCUAGGUUAGCCUCGACCCACGACUCCCUGCAGGAGGACAUCGACGCCUUGGUCUCCGUCUACAACCACAAGGAGUCCUGGUACAAGGAGGAGAGCGAGGGGGUCCGUCACCAGCUGUCUCAGAUCCGCUAUGAGUUCCGUAAAGUGGAGGCCAUGAAGAGAAGCCUGCAGGAUGAGAUGAAGUUGGUGGAUGAUAGCGUCAGUGACGUCAGCGCCCGCUACCGGGAGAGGAAGAGCCGCUUUGACGCCCUGAGACAGGAGCUGAGCGACGACCUGAAGUGGGUUCAGGACGUGGUGGGGUCGUUAGGGGUCACGGACGGGGUCACGGACGGGGUCGGUGGGGUCGGAGGAGGGGGGUACCUCAACUGCAACUUCUCCACUGUGUUUAAUAAUGACGUGAAUGAGGCACUGAAGGAAAUGCUUAACAGAAGCUGUGGAGGAGAUCUGCUGUCUGGGAUCAGCCUGAACCUCACUGAGUCUGGACUGAAGAGAUAGUAUGGUAUAGUACCGUAGAGUAUAGUAUAGUAUAGUAUAGUACAAUAGAGAAUCAACCUGGACCGACUGAGUCUGGACUGAAGAGAUAGUAUAGAUCUGCUGUCUGGGAUUAGCCUGCAGUACAGUAGAGUACCAACCUGGACCUGACUGAGUCUGGACAGUAGAGAUAACAGCAGUUACAGUAGAGUAUCAACCUGGACCUGACUGAGUCUGGACAGUAGAGAUAACAGCAGUUACAGUAGAGUACCAACCUGGACCUGACUGAGUCUGGACAGUAGAGAUAACAGCAGUUACAGUAGAGUACCAACCUGGACCUGACUGAGUCUGGACAGUAGAGAUAACAGCAGUUACAGUAGAGUAUCAACCUGGACCUGACUGAGUCUGGACAGUAGAGAUAACAGCAGUUACAGUAGAGUACCAACCUGGACCUGACUGAGUCUGGACAGUAGAGAUAACAGCAGUUACAGUAGAGUACCAACCUGGACCUGACUGAGUCUGGACAGUAUAGUACAGUACAGUAGAGUACCAACCUGGACCUGACUGAGUCUGGACAGUAGAGAUAACAGCAGUUACAGUAGAGUAUCAACCUGGACCUGACUGAGUCUGGACAGUAGAGAACAGCAGUUACAGUAGAGUACCAACCUGGACCUGACUGAGUCUGGACAGUAGAGAUAACAGCAGUUACAGUAGAGUAUCAACCUGGACCUGACUGAGUCUGGACAGUAUAGUACAGUACAGUAGAGUACCAACCUGGACCUGACUGAGUCUGGACAGUAGAGAUAACAGCAGUUACAGUAGCCCAGAGUCAGUAACCGAAACAGGAAGUAGAGGACACUGGAAGUCAUCUCUGUGGAAUAUUAUAUCUCUAGUUUGUUCUCCUUGUGAUACGUUAGUAGUAUUGUUGUGAUUAGCUCAAAUAAAAAGUCAAAGUAUUUACAAUGCUUCUUUUUGUGUUUUACAAAGAAUGAUGUAAGAGGCUUGAUAGGUUUUGAGGUUUUAUAUUUAAAGUCUGCAACUUUUAAGAGGCUUGUUUGUUUUUCAUAGCUCAAAGCCAACUGUUGUGUGUGUGUGUGUGUGUGUGUGUGUGUGUGUGUGUACUGUCUCAGCCAAACACAAUAAUACACUGGUCCUUUUAGUCCUAGUCUGGUCCUUUUAGUCCUAGUCUGGUCCUUUUAGUCCUAGUCUGGUUUUAGUCCUAGUCUGGCCCUUUUAGACCUAGUCUGGUCCUUUUAGUCCUAGUCUGGUCCUUUUAGUCCUAGUCUGGUUUUAGUCCUAGUCUGGUCCUUUUUAGUCCUAGUCUGGUCCUUUUAGUCAUAGUCUGGUCCUUUUAGUCCUAGUCUGGUCCUUUUAGUCCUAGUCUGGUCCCUUUUAGUCCUAGUCUGGUCCUUUUAGUCCUAGUCUGGCCCUUUUAGACCUAGUCUGGUCCUUUUAGACCUAGUCUGGUCCUUUUAGUCCUAGUCUGGUCCUUUUAGUCCUAGUCUGGUUUUAGUCCUAGUCUGGUCCUUUUUAGUCCUAGUCUGGUCCUUUUAGUCCUAGUCUGGUCCUUUUAGUCCUAGUCUGGUUUUAGUCC
Messenger RNA from Salvelinus fontinalis (brook trout), 3309 nucleotides. Its product is annotated as death-associated protein kinase 3-like. Gene Ontology annotation, cellular component: cytoplasm; nucleus. Gene Ontology annotation, molecular function: ATP binding; protein serine/threonine kinase activity. The record is from RefSeq and is a predicted model, not a curated record. NCBI's taxonomy places the organism in Eukaryota, Metazoa, Chordata, Actinopteri, Salmoniformes, Salmonidae. Gene Ontology annotation, biological process: intracellular signal transduction; protein phosphorylation; positive regulation of apoptotic process. Bases 126 to 1739 code for a protein of 537 amino acids. The transcript has 9 exons.